This is a messenger RNA of Daldinia decipiens, 1224 nucleotides long. RefSeq lists its product as uncharacterized. The record is from RefSeq and is a predicted model, not a curated record. Bases 187 to 1044 code for a protein of 285 amino acids. The transcript is spliced from 4 exons. NCBI's taxonomy places the organism in Eukaryota, Fungi, Ascomycota, Sordariomycetes, Xylariales, Hypoxylaceae. Gene Ontology annotation, biological process: mycotoxin biosynthetic process.
UCCCUCUGUAGAACUACGCAUUUUCUUAUUUUAACUUCAAUUCUCAGUAACUGCAGGGCAGUAUAUUCUAGAUAGUGAUAAGGCCGGUCCUCUUGUUCCCAUAAUAUUUUGUAAUAAUCGUCAUUCUUUUCAUUCUUUUCGUUCUCGUUUCGUUCGUUUCCUUCUCCGUUAAAUCAGUUUGCGAUAAUGCAUACUCCAUCGCUACCCCCGAUAUAUGAAGUACUAGAAGACGACUUUGAGAAGGGCGAGUUAGUCUAUUUCUUACCGAAGAGACAGCAGCCCAGAUUUAGAAGGCGGCGACAGUGUGUGCGAGAUGAUACUAGUCAAGGAGUCCUCUCCAUAAUUCUGAUCGCUCUUGGGAUGUUCUUGCUGGGCAUAAUCUUCGCAUUAGCUAUCAUCGAAUUUAGAUCCCAACAUCCUGCGAACGGUAGCUACGAAACCGGGUUCCAAGAGGAGAAGCUAUUACCACCUAGUUCUAUUGAGCUUGAGCAAGUCCAGUUCAAGCUACCCGUAGACUUUGCACCAAACGGAGAUGAGUUCCUCGUCGCUCAGCCAGGCGAUAUAUCUUACAUCGGUACAGCUGCAGAUGUAGAUGCUGCUUGGAAGAAACUCCUAUGGGGAAGAUACUUCUCGAUUUCUGAGACCGAGGCGAAGGAAUUAUGGGGAGAUGAAUACUCAGAGUAUUGGGACCACCACAGGAGCGGCUACACGGCAGGGUUCGACAUGUUCCAUCAGCUGCAUUGCCUGAACCAAAUCAGGCAAGCCUUACACCGCGACGUCUAUCCGGAAACCCCCCUUCAUGGAUCCGUUUACACCGACCACUGUUUGGAUCAACUGCGCCAGUCGAUAAUGUGUUGGGGCAGUACAGCUGUCGUCCCGUUAAAGUAUUUCAAUGGGUACGGCAGUGAAUAUGUGAAGACGGAUGCAAUUCAUACGUGUCGAAAGUUUGAGCCAAUCCGAGAUUUCGUUUCCGAGAGAUUUAAUGGGAGCCUCUUCGUCCCGCGGCCUAGUGGAUGGAUUGAUACAUUGGAUAAUGCCAUUUAAGCGAAUAGACACCUCAUGCCGAGUUGUUUGUAAACCAACCUUGCUAUUAUUAGAAUACCCAUAGAAAAGUCGACUAUACGGGAGAUAGAUCUCCAAGCAAACUUCAUAUCUCCUAGCACAGAUAGUUAUAUACCCCCUCUUUGAAUUAUUAGAUUGCCAUUUCUGAAUUUUAAAUUUUCU